Molecule: messenger RNA, 768 nt
Organism: Penicillium waksmanii
Lineage: Eukaryota; Fungi; Ascomycota; Eurotiomycetes; Eurotiales; Aspergillaceae
Exons: 1
Coding region: 1-768 (255 amino acids)
Source: RefSeq, a predicted model, not a curated record
AUGAGACCGAAUCUUCGUUACUUUCUACAAUCGGCCAAGGUAGCCACCGCCGGAGGCGCAAUUGGACUGGGCUCAUUCUUUAUUUACACCCGGAAGGCGGAAUUCACUUCUAUCGCCGAAUCGGAUCCUAUCUUCAAGCUUGCCGAAGAUAGGGGUUGGAAUCCAUAUCGUAACCCGACGACUCACGAUUUUUACGUGCGACGCGUCUCGCUGAGUGAUAUUCGUCCUGAGCUUCGGGAUUCGCCUACUGAGUUGGCAAAGACUUUUUGUGCUGGGGUUUGGAGUGAUUGGGGUAAUAUUUUCAGUCUUGGUAUUUUUCUUGUCGGUUAUAUGGAUUGUUUAGCUAACACGUUUCAAUUCUUGGAUGGUGUAGGAUUCUCAAUUCAACGAGCCCUGUUGAGAGGGGCGCGGAAUGACUCGAAUCAAGAUCACCUUUGGACUAUUGAGGACAUGCUGUCUUCCGACUACAGUGAAGGUACACUGAUAGCCGAUUCUUUCGAGGUAUUAGAAAAGAAAGAUGGCCGGAUAGUGGUUCGCGGUGGGGAUUCUCCGUCAAACAAAGCGCUCCGUCCGUUUGACGUGAUUUUAGAAUUGUCCGCCGUUAUUCAGGAGGAUGAGCAAGCGGUUGAUUUUGGAUUCAAAUCUGUUUUUUUCACGGGAGAUAAGCAUAGUGGGCAGCCUCCAAUGCCGGGAUUUGCGGUUUGGUUGCAUUUACAGUAUGCCAAGUUGCUGCUCGAGACUGGGAUCUUGAAUACAAUGGUGCGGUGA